Molecule: messenger RNA, 535 nt
Organism: Cuscuta europaea
Lineage: Eukaryota; Viridiplantae; Streptophyta; Magnoliopsida; Solanales; Convolvulaceae
Source: the annotation of a GenBank genome assembly
AUAUGAGCAGCCAACCUCAUUCUUCUUGAGAAGGUAGCGCCGAAGUUUGCAUCUUUCGUGCAACCGGCAAUGGCUGACGUAGAACACGAUGUAGCGGCAGGGCAGCCAAAGAAGAGAACAUUCAAGAAGUUCAGCUUCAGAGGUGUAGAUCUUGAUUCCCUCCUUGAUAUGUCUACUGAUGAAUGAUGAUCUCGUCAAGCUCUUCAGUGCACGUGCCCGCAGAAAGCUUGGGAGAGGUUUGAAAAGAAAGCCUUUGGCUUUGAUUAAGAAGCUUCGCAAAGCGAAACUAGAGGCCCCACAAGGGGAGAAGCCGGGUCCAGUGAAAACUCAUUUGAGGAAUAUGAUUAUUGUUCCAGAGAUGAUAGGCAGUGUUAUUGGAGUUUAUAACGGGAAAACUUUUAACCAGAUUGAAGUGAAGCCAGAGAUGAUAGGGCAUUACUUGGCUGAGUUCUCCAUCUCAUACAAGCCUGUCAAGCACGGUAGGCCCGGUAUUGGUGCUACUCACUCAUCAAGGUUCAUCCCACUUAAGUGAUGC